Molecule: messenger RNA, 9043 nt
Organism: Rhipicephalus sanguineus (brown dog tick)
Lineage: Eukaryota; Metazoa; Arthropoda; Arachnida; Ixodida; Ixodidae
Exons: 2
Coding region: 871-5304 (1477 amino acids)
Source: RefSeq, a predicted model, not a curated record
UUAUACGCAAGCGACGUCGCCGAUGAGCCGCCGUCGGGGACUCCUUGAAGGAGCACGCGACCAGGACGUUUCGGCAAGGAGGAAGAGGAGGCCACGAGACCCGACCUGAGAGAGAACCUGGAGAGGGAAAGGAGGGACUCGCGUUUUUCUGCUCGAAGACCCCGCGUGUUACGAACCAUGUGCGUCCCGGUGUGAUCCGGCAGGCCUGGACUGUAUCCGAAGCGUUAGUGUCGCUGUCGCGACGAACUGUGUUGUUUACUACGCAACUUUGUAUUUUGACUGCGCUACUUCGAUUUGAUUUCGUGCGAGCGCGCAUAAACAGUCGGCCUCGCUUGUGACGUUAGCGACGGAUUCUGCAACCAUCCACACCAACGCUGUCCAACUUCGCCCCACCGCGCAGGAGUGAAUGACGGCUAUCAACAAGCUAUCGCCAGCAAGAACGGGAGAGGGAGCGAGAACACACAAGAACAAGCCAGGCUCGCAGCACCCGUAAACACUAAGGAAACUACACGAAAACUACGAAGACGAAGAACUACAACCGCACCACAACACACAGAGAGCGACAACGCGAGCACACACAAGUCAACUGGGAGACAGGGAGGGAGCCAAGAUGUGCCGCACUCGAUCCGCCCGGAGCCACAGAGGCCACUCGUGACCGCCAUGUAGUCAGCGCCGCAGUGGCCACAGCCAUCCGAGCGGAGAGCGCGCGCCGCACUCCAAACCGACACGCGACCGCUAGAGGGUCGUCGCUGGGUCGUGUCGUCCGCAAAGCAAGCACACCAUAACCGCGAGAAGGCGUACCGAGAUCGAAACAACGACGACAAGGGACUGCGAAGGCCCGCCAGUCGCAGCCGCCGCGCCUUGCAACCCAUGAACCUUGACUGCUACCCGGCCGACGGGACGGCGGGAAUGUCCCCACCGCCGAGAGACGUGUCGCCACCGGCCGCGCCCUGCCACGCCGACGUCGCCGGCGGGUCCGGCGACGAGGACCCGCUCGCCUACCAGACAGACCCGGGCCGAACAGGGGCCGACGAGCCGCGCGCCAAGAAGCGGCGCAAGCAAAGCAACCCCGUCCGCUACCACACGUCGCCCAUGGUCCUUCCGGAGGGCCCCGAUGACCUGGCCGUCACCGCGGCAACGGACCCAGUCGGGACGCCCACCGACGACGAGGAAUGUGUCGAAGACGUCCCGCCCUCGGCAACGAGCCCCGCGGCACGGAGCGAUGACACGGUCGUCGACGCGGGCGUCCUCAACCUCGAGACUAGCAAGCGUCGCCGCAGGGACGACUUCAAUGGAGAGCCCCCGGAAGCGGCGUCGGGACCGCUGCGUUGCCACCACUGCAACGCCGGCUUCGCAACCGACGACCAGCUUCGGCUACACAUCGAGGAAGAGCACGUGCAGAAGCUCCUCGAGAAGCAACUCCAGCAGCAGGCGAGCUACAACCGAGCGUUCGCCGCUGCCGCGGCCGCGGCCGCCGCCGCCGCUGGGGACAAGAACUCUGGCUCGACAAGCUCGCUGGAGAUGCAGAACCCGCCGCCGUUCCUGGACCGGAAGCCGACGGUCAGCGAGACAGCAGAGUUCGCCAAGAAUCACCCGUUCCCGUUCCCAGCGAUGCCGCCCCUCAUCCCGAUCUCACAGAGCGGCAACGAAGUCAAGCCUGGCAGCCUGCCUGUUCCUCUCGGCAUGUUCCCGAACCCAAUGGCGCCGUUCCUGUUUCCCGUGCUUCAGCAGCAGGGCCAGAACGCGUCGACGCCCAUUCCGAACGGGAGUUCGGCGCCCUCAGGCAAUAUGCGCAUAUUCAACCCGGAAGCCUUCUGCGAGCUGUGCAACAAAGAAUUCUGCAACAAGUACUUCCUCAAGACUCACAAGGCGAACAAGCACGGCAUCUACUCGGUCGAGUCCCUGGUCAGCUCCCCGUACGCACCGGGUUUCUUUCCGCCGGGAUUGAGUGGGACACCGUCCAUGCAAUUGAUGCUACAGGGGCCCAUGUCCGAUCCGAGCAUGGCCGGCCGCCAAGGUAUCAUCAAUAUGGAGUCUUUCUGCGAGAUAUGCCAGAAGGAGUUUUGUAACAAAUAUUUCCUGAAGAAGCACAAGCAGAAAAUCCACGGCAUUGUGGACCCGGCUACUCAGCAGCAGCAGCAACAACAACCUCAUCAACAACAACCACAUCAACAGCAGCAGCAGCAGCCACAGCAGAGCAGUUCCACUGAUAACAUUACCGAGCGAAAGACGAGUACGUCACCGACGGGUGUGACUUCCACCGACCCGACGGGUGCGACAGCGGGCCCUGGUAACGACAAGAACGGUGGCCCGAUGCCUCCUGAGCAGCAGCAGCAACAGCAGCCGCCUUCCGACCCGUUCCGCAUGGACUUCUCGAGCCUCUAUCCGGGCGUCAACGGUCGCUUCAGCAUGCCGAGUCUCACGCCACCAACGGGAACAAUGGUGACGUCGGCGUCCAGCAACUCGCCUAUCGUCAGUUCCUCCGUUGGCGGAGACCCGAAGUCGCUUCCGGCGUUCUUCAACCAGAACUCUUCUUCAAGCACCGAGAGCGGUUCCACCACCGUGUUCACGCCGGAGAAGCUUCGAGAGAUGGGCGUCAUCAACGCGGAGGCAUUCUGCGAGAUUUGCUGCAAGGAGUUCUGCAACAAAUACUUCCUCCGCACCCACAAGCAGAACAAGCACGGCAUCCCGGCAACGGACGCGCCAAAGGGGAACCCGCCACUGGGCCCGCCGCUUCAUCAGCACUCCAUGUCUCAUCACCUGAUGCCUCCGGCAGUUUCUAUGGCACCGCCCAGUGGCGCCGCCGCAAGCAUGUCGACUCCUCAAGAUACGCCCGAGAACUUGACGACUCCCUCAAGAACAGCGGGAGGCGGGACCAGUCCGGAAUCCGCAGUUUUAAAGUCCACCUUCGCCAGCGAGUUCGAGCCGACAGCGGACCUGACCUGCGAGAUCUGUAACAGGCCCUUCUCCAGCCAGUACCUGCUGAAGAUGCACAAGUUCUACACCCACAAUGUUCCGUACGUGAAGGAGGAGGACGAUGAGUCCAAGCCGCCGUCGCCCAUGAGUGGCGGCAGCAACAUCCAGAGCAGGGCUAUGUGUCCCAUGCCGCGCGAUGACGCCAUGCGGUUGGGCAGGCCGCCGGAAGCUUCCGGAGGUGGCGCUCCUUCUUGCCAUACGGAGGACGCGGCGAGCCAGGACUUGCAGAAGCUGCAGAGCAUGAUACGUGACCUGACGGCCUCGAUCGCCAACGAGAACAAGGUCGUCUGCAACGUGUGCCGCACCGAGUUCGACAACAAGUACUUCCUACGGGCGCACAUGAUGAACGAACACGGCGUUCUCCUCAACGAGGACGGCAGCAGUCUGGCCCCGGGCUCCUCAUCGCCCGCGAGCGCCUCCGCGACGCAGCAGCAAAGGGGCCCCGGAGACCUUCCGCCGCCGCCGUUCUCGGCGGUCGCCUUUCCGUCGCCCGUGUUCGACUCGGAGGCUUUCUGCGAGAUAUGCCAGAAGGAGUUCUGCAGCAAGUAUUUCCUCAAGACCCACAAGCAAAACAUCCACGGCAUCAACAUGGACUGCGACGUGGCUUCGGCUGCGAAGAAGGACGACGCCGGCCAAGCCAAAAACGCAGCCAGCAAGGUCACUGGGCCGUUGGUUCCCGUGCCGCCACCGCCGCUCUUGUCCAUGGCGAUGCCAUCGGUGCCGACGCCCGACAAGGCCAGGAGCUCGGUGACGGGGCGCAACUACUGCAACAUCUGCAAUAAGGAGCUGUGCAACAAGUACUUCAUGAAGACCCACAUGUUGAAGAUGCACGGCAUAAACCUAGACGAACACCCUGCAGAGGCGGCCCGCAACAGCGUGAUCGGCGGCGUCACCUGUGAAAUUUGCCAGAAGGAGCUGUGCAGCAAGUAUUUCCUCAAGGUUCACAAGCAGAACACGCACGGCAUCAUCGAGGACCCGGCCAAGGAGAACUCUAACCACAGCUCAGCGGGAGGCAGCAGUGCGGACAGGGGGGAGCUGCCAACCUCCUUCCAGCCUGGCGAAGUCAGCGACGGCGGCAACCGAAGCUUCAACCACUACACAGAGGUGUGCCCGCUGUGUGACAGGCGCUUCAAGAGCAUCAAGUGGCUCAAGACGCAUAUGGUGAACGACCACAGCGACAUGCUCAAGGAGAACGUAUACAGCCGCAUGGACAGCGUUCCUCCGGGCGCAGCGAAGCUGUGCAUCAUUUGCGGACAGGGCUUCCCGGACAAGGUGGCCCUUCAGAUUCACCUCAUCAAAGACCACCGCACCACGAGCGAGGAGCUGGGCCUGAUGAACUCCUCGCCGGCAUCCGCUGCCUCGGACUCCCUGGCUGCCGUGGCCCAAGACACGGUGAAGCUGAACGGCGCCGCUCCGCCGCACCCUGCCGACAGGGCCGCGCACCUCUUCAAGCGGCCCGGCCUUGCGUCCACGCUGGGCGGCAGCGGCAGCACCCGCAUUUACCACUGCUCCUACUGCGUCUAUUCUACGCGAUGGCUUUCCAACCUCUACGCGCACGAAAAGAGGCACACGGGAGUCAAUCUGGAAGGCGAGAAGCGCUUCGUAUGCCGCAUCUGCCACCGAGCCUACCGUUACAACCACUCGCUGCAGCGUCACCUCCUCAACCACCGCGCAGCGGGUCUCGCCUCGGCCAGCCUCGCCAGUGCCGCCGCCUCGGUCCGACUGCCCAAGACGGCCCAGGAGCAGCCCCAAGACCUGUCCUCGGCGGAUCCCGCCAGAGCGUCCUCAGCGGCGCUUCCCGCCUCGCAGCAGCCGUCCAAGCUGAAGCGCUACCGCUGCAGCAAGUGCAACCGAAAGUUCCGAUCGCGGGAGCUCUGCCUCAACCACAUCUACACGGCGCACGACGCCAAGAGGCCGAUCAAGAGCGGACGGCCGUUUCGCUGUCGCGUCUGCGGCUUCGCCACCAGGGCGUGGAACAUCCUCAAGAUACAUAUCAUGAAGCAGCACCAGGAGGAGGCGGCCGAAGAGAAGAGCGUCGGCAGCCAGCCGGACGUCUCGGUUCCCGCCGCGGCGAGCACGACCGACGACGAAGGCAAGCCCACUAGGACGCCGACGCCCACCAAGACGGCGGGCCAGCUGCCCAUGACGUACGCCAUGCCGCAGAGCCCGCCCUCGGCCGGCACCUUCAUCAUGCAACCGUUCCUAAUAGCGCAGCCCGAGUCGGAGGACGCCAAGAACGACACGUUCGUGCCGUCGCUCGUAUACCUGCCCGUCUGCCAGAAGGUGUCCCAACCCAUGACCGUGGCAUUCACGCUGACGCCCGCUUGAGCCGGGCCCGCCAUGCGGCAAGGCAAGCCCCCGAAGACUUGUAACCCUCCUCCCGCAACGACGAGGGGAAGCACGGCACGCGGACACCCCAAGAGACGUCAUCGCAGCAGUGUCGCUCCUUCGCGGCGAGGGUGCGCGCGUGUCGGCCACAAGCUCUUCGACGCGAUGCCUCGCGACGGGUCCACGAGUCACACACAACACAAAAGACACAGACAGACAAGACACACGCCGCCCGGAAGACUGCCCCGCAGCAUCCGCGAAAGAAAUACAUCGGAGAUGCAGCCACGUAUUGGUGUACCCGACGCAAGACGACGACGGUAGCGCGCCGUUCGCGCGCUAGUUCCCUCCCUCCUUUGAAGAUACGUGCAAUUUCCGUCGCCUCCUAGACAAGGCCUCGCGUCGUCGCUCUCCACGAAGUAACGAAAAACAAAGAAAGGGAAAGCAGCAGCAAGCCUGGCAGGCACCGACCUCAGGUCCUCCCAACGUCUCGCUUGGGAGGGCCGAGCACAGCAUAUCAGCUACACCUGCAGCAACAGCAGCCACAAAAGCAAGUGAUCCGCAGCGGCAGCACCACACUACCGCUGCCAGCGCCUUCGUCGCAGUUCCCCGUGUGUGUGCGCGCUCUACGUGAACUUUUUCGUCCCCCAUCCCCCACUACGCGGGUGAGCAGUUCGCAGCCUCUACAAGACGGAAGAAGACUGGCCUUCGCGCCUUCGGCCGCACCCCGCCGACAGGGAUGCAAGAUUAAACUACAACAACGGGGUCGUCCGGCCGGUGACGCGUCGGACCUCCUUCUUCGCUGCAAACAGUGUGGGACACUUCCCGUGUCUGCGUGUUCCGUUAUUAUUAUUUUUUUCGGAACUAUACUACUACUGCUUCCGCGGUACUCGCUGCGCCAGUUCCGCCACUUCGGGAGGUGUGUGUGUGUGUUUUUGUGUGUGCCUCCGGAAAAGGUGUUUCACACUUCGGAGGUGCCCGGACGUUCUUACUGCAGUGCGUCUGUGCGAUCCACCGCGUGUCCGUACGUAGCCGUCUCGCUCCUACAAAGAAGACGCCCCUUGGUUCUUCGUCGACAUUCGAGUGAGUCUUCGCGACCAGAGUGUACAAAACGGACCGUCGACGAAAUGAUGGCCGGGCAUCGGAGCGUUAUCAUCUUGUGUACAACAACACCAGAGACGGUCGCCGCCCCCCUGCACCUCAGAGCCUGCCAGCCAGCCUUUCUUCAUCCGAGAGUGCGCCGUCGUUCCACAGUGCCACGUUGUCAACGCGGGCCCCCGUCUCCGACGACAAAGCCGGCCGGCCUGUACGUCAACUCCUAAAGACGACCAGGGAUUAAUCGGCGCACCCGUUUGAUUUUAGUUUCCUUUUCUGUUCUCUGUUCUUGUCCUCGUACCUUGAACCCUUCCUCGCAAUGUCUCCUUGUGCGUCGGAUGUGCUUGCGGCGACAUUGACAAGGUCAGUCAGUCUCUGCCCGUUCCAUCACUCGUCGAGUGAAGUUCGCAUGUCUUAUGCUGUGGUACUACGUUCUUGUGGGUGACCGCAAAGAUGGUAUAUCGCUGCGUUGUGCAAGUGCCCGGUCCGGGCCUUUCUUCCGUUUCGGAAUGCAUCGAUCAGCGGCGCCACUCCGAGGUUCCAAAAAGCGGCUCGUAGUUUGACGCGUCUUGUGACUGGUACGAUACAGGUGGUAUCGUGUCAAUCCCAAUGUGUCACUACGAUGCGAGGCGCAAUCGUACCGAGAUUUUUUUUCACCACCUUGAAGUGUGAAGGGGAACAAAUUCAGCAAUUCAAAUUUGGUAACGCAGGUCACAGAAAAAACAAAAAACAAAAGCAGAUUCACUAAGGUUAUUGUUAAGAAAUGAUCGUCUUACGCAUUGCUCUGCAAAAUUUACCAGAUCGCCAGCGCACCGCACUGGCUGCUUGAAAAUUCAGGUGACUGUGUUAACUCUAACGCAUAGCACCACACAGUCACUAGGUACAAGCAUUUUUGGAACCUCGGAUUCGCGUACGCUGAAAGGUGAAAGGUCAUCCAGAGUGUAUUGCAAAAAUAUAAAAGCCGAGUGAAGACACGUGCGAGUGAAUGCGCUGCAUGAGUCGACGUGUGCGAGUGAGUGCGCUGCCCGAGUCGAAUCGAUGCCCGUGUACCCUGUGUCGCCUCAGAAGGCGACGCGUCCAGAAUCAAAACGUUCUUUAUAGUCGCAUUGUGAUAACACGCCGGUGAGCAGGCCACAAAUCAAAAAGGAAUACACACGCUGUUGUUACGACUUGCGCUAAAAAGUCGCUUCGUUUUACUAUUUCUUUGCCAUUUUUCUUUAAUGUUUUACACAAUAGGGCAUCGACCUCUAGCAAAGCUUCGCUCGUACACUCGCAGUCAUCAGUUAUGACUCGGCUCAUUCUGGAAAUAGAAAAAAAAAACGAGCACUUGCAGCAGCAGUUUAUCUGGUAGUAUUCGCGUCGGACUAUUGUAAGCUGAGGAAAGAAGGAAGAAAGCCUCCGAGAUGGGUGGUAUAAAAGGCUCUAGUGUGAAGUGCAAUAACGUCGAAAGCGCGAGCACGUCAUCUCCGAGGACGUGCUGAAAAAAGGAAGAAGCCGCGAUCGUAGCUAGUCGAACAGAGUAUUUCUCCUAUCUGCCCUUUCUGACUGGUCGCAAGAGAUAAGAUAUUGACGUAUCUCUAGAACAAGAGAUAAGAAAACGUUCUAAAGUCUAAAACCGUCUUAAGAAAUAGACAAAUUAAUCUUACUGUGAAAGCCGCUGACCUGAUGGCCAUUACGCCCUUUAGUUUUUCUUUAUAUAAAUAACCUCGUCGAAUGUUUUAAUAAGAGCACGUGUGAAGUACAGAUUCAAUCAAGCUCAGAAACAUUGCAACUUUCUCACAAACUUGCUUUGCAAAUUUGAAGCCGCCGAGAGUAAAUUUCACCGUAAGAGUACGUGUAGAUUUAGCAGUUCAAAACGUUCGGCAGGAUUAGGACAAAAAACAGAAGUCUGAACUGAGUAUAGUGUUUGUCAAAACGUUACCGAUUAUGGGCCUUUCCUUUCGAAAGUGUUUAGCUCAGUGACAGCUUCCUUCGGUCAUGACGUCACUGUAGUGACGUAUACAGCGACGUCACCACGGUCACGUGUCACUGAUGCUUCCCAGUUGAGACGGUUAGUUCAAGGUCACAAUUCUAUAGAGAUAGAAAAUAAAAAACGUCGGUCAAAGAAAAAUUCAGAAAUCCUAUUCGUCGAUGUGAUCCCGCCAAUCGGGACAUUUCUGUAAAAACCCGAUCGCCGGCGCUUGUCGACAUCCGUCAUUAAUCACAACUCUCCGACAUGCCGGCAUAUAGAGAAUGUGUGUGUAUGACGGUGGGUGCCCUGAGACCGUGCACGACGAUUGGCGGCGACAUUGUUUGCGUACUUAUGUGGCCGUGUUCUGGAUUCGGGACUGAACCUGUUUUGUUCGCAUGUUGUGUAUGAUGGAUUACCGCUGCCUGUCUUGCGUUGUGCGUAUGUAUGCCCUCUCGCACGCGAAUCCCAUCUCUGCACACCACCCUCUCCCCAACUAUAUCUGAAUGCCGAGUCUACAGCGAAUUUGUCUUUGUUUUUGUUGUGUAUUUCGCCGAUAGAUUCGCUUCCGUACGCCUUUUACCGGUGCCUAUACGAACUAAGAAUGGUUCACGACACGCAGGCCUUCCCAGUCUGGUAUAGUUGCUAUAUUUUUUUCGCGUAAGCUACACUCUAAGAAAAGAUCGAGUAAAAAGGGCG